Messenger RNA from Durotheca rogersii, 786 nucleotides. RefSeq names its product vacuolar ATP synthase subunit D. Gene Ontology annotation, cellular component: vacuolar proton-transporting V-type ATPase complex; fungal-type vacuole membrane. The record is from RefSeq and is a predicted model, not a curated record. The transcript is spliced from 7 exons. Gene Ontology annotation, biological process: vacuolar acidification. Lineage: Eukaryota; Fungi; Ascomycota; Sordariomycetes; Xylariales; Xylariaceae. Gene Ontology annotation, molecular function: proton-transporting ATPase activity, rotational mechanism. Bases 1 to 786 code for a protein of 261 amino acids.
AUGUCGGGAGCUGGAGACCGAGAGCCUGUCUUCCCCACGAGGCAGUCGUUGGGGAUUAUGAAGGCGAAGCUCAAAGGAGCAGAGACCGGUCACAACCUGUUAAAGCGCAAGAGCGAAGCCCUCACCAAACGAUUUCGAGAGAUCACCCGGCGGAUCGACGAGGCGAAGCGCAAGAUGGGCCGGGUCAUGCAGAUCGCGGCCUUCUCGCUGGCCGAGGUGACGUACGCCGUGGGCGGCGACAUCGGGUACCAGGUGCAGGAGUCGGCGCGGUCGGCGCGGUUCCGGCUGCGCACGAAGCAGGAGAACGUGUCGGGCGUGCUGCUGCCCGCCUUCGAGAGCUUCCUCACCGAGGGCAACAACGACUUCGGCCUCACCGGCCUCGGCAAGGGCGGCCAGCAGGUCCAGCGCUGCCGCGAGACCUACGCCCGCGCCGUCGAGACCCUCGUCGAGCUCGCCAGCCUCCAGACCGCCUUCGUCAUCCUCGACGAGGUCAUCAAGGUCGUCAACCGCAGAGUAAACGCCAUCGAACACGUCAUCAUACCGCGGACGGAAAACACCAUCAAAUACAUCAACUCGGAGCUCGACGAGCUCGACCGGGAGGAGUUCUACCGGCUGAAGAAGGUGGCCGGCAAGAAGCAGCGCGACACGGCCGCCGCCGACGCCGAGAUGAAGGCCCGCCGCGCCGAGCAGCUCGCCGCCCGCGACGCCCCGGACCGCGCCCGCGACGACGACGCCGCGCCCGCCGACAUACUGAAUACCGGCGAGGACGACGACGUCAUCUUCUGA